This is a messenger RNA of Anoplopoma fimbria (sablefish), 417 nucleotides long. Its product is annotated as glycoprotein hormone beta-5-like. Bases 1 to 417 code for a protein of 138 amino acids. The record is from RefSeq and is a predicted model, not a curated record. Gene Ontology annotation, biological process: regulation of thyroid hormone receptor signaling pathway; G protein-coupled receptor signaling pathway. Gene Ontology annotation, cellular component: extracellular region; cytoplasm. Gene Ontology annotation, molecular function: hormone activity. The transcript is spliced from 3 exons. NCBI's taxonomy places the organism in Eukaryota, Metazoa, Chordata, Actinopteri, Perciformes, Anoplopomatidae.
AUGAUCCUGCAAAGAAAGAAGUCACAGUGGAGGCCCGGACUGCUUCUACUGUCUCUGCUCUGGAUCUCUCUGCGGCCGGUCUCCCUCCAACGACCGUCAGCCGUCAACCUGCGGCGCUUCAUCGGCUGCGCCGUCCGGGAGUUCACCUUCCUGGCCAAGAAGCCAGGGUGUGGCGGGCUGCACAUCACCACCGACGCCUGCUGGGGGCGCUGUGAGACCUGGGAGAAGCCGGUCCUGGACCCUCCCUUCAUCGAGUCCUACCAGCGGGUCUGUACCUACAACGAGACGCGUCUGGUCUCCGUGAAGCUGCCCAACUGCCAGCCCAACGUGGAGCCCACCUUCACCUACCCCGUGGCCCUGAGAUGUGACUGUGGCGUCUGUCGGACCAGCACCACCGAGUGUGUAACGUCUGUCUGA